AUGGCUGCUGUGAUGAAAGGUAAGGAGUCGUUUGCUCAAGCGAAAAUUUCAACAAGUGCACGAGGUGAUGGCCCAAAGGUUGACAAGCCUAGCUCUAUUUGGGAUGCGUGCAUAUCUGAUCUGCUUAAUACGAACUUCCUAUUGAGCUCGUUUGCUUGUGUUGGACUAGUUGAUCAUCUACGUCAAGUAGGAGAUCUUGGCAUAUUUUCAAGCCUUUCUCCGCUGCUGGCCAAGUUUAAUGCCUACCGAGAAGCUGCUCAUGAAUCCAAGUCUGAAGUCAUUGUUCAUGCUUACAAGUCGGGCUACUUAGAUUGCAAGAGAGGAGAUGCUCCUUAUCACUCCAUUGAAGAUGAGGAUGAAGAUGAAACCAAGGAUGACGCAACUAAAGAGGCAGAGGUUGAUGCUGUGGAGCAAGUAGUCGAGGUUGAUGAGCUCGUGGCCACAGCUGGUGAGCAUGCAGUCACAAUUGAUGAGCAGCUGACUACAACUGAUGAGUAG
Prunus armeniaca (apricot) is the source of this 498-nucleotide messenger RNA. NCBI's taxonomy places the organism in Eukaryota, Viridiplantae, Streptophyta, Magnoliopsida, Rosales, Rosaceae. The record is from the annotation of a GenBank genome assembly.